Symbiodinium necroappetens is the source of this 2791-nucleotide messenger RNA. Lineage: Eukaryota; Dinophyceae; Suessiales; Symbiodiniaceae. The record is from the annotation of a GenBank genome assembly.
GUCGGUCGAAAGGCCCGAGUAUAUCCCCGUUCGCAGCAGUGCCCUGCUGAAGCGCCAACCCUUCGUGAGCGGCCCCGGUCCCAAGAUUCCUGCGAGCCUCCACGGCUUCAUUCAGCAGGCGGUGCAAAAGGCCAUUCAGGAUGCCAUUGCUGGCUUCGACAUCGCCUCUUUGCUGGGUGGUGCCGCCGCCCCGGCUGCCCCUAGGAACUCGCCACCUGUUGGCUCAAGAGCCCACCGACGCAGGAAAGCCCGGCUCAAAAAGGCGGCCUCCAACCUUGCACGCGCCGGCGGCUCGCAAGCUCAAGCCAGCCCGACCCGACAGGUCACCUUAGGCCCCGAGACGAGUGCUCAGGCAAAAGGCAAGGGUAAAGGCGCCAAAAGCCCUCAGGCUGGCAAGGCUCAAGGCAAAGCUGCUGCUGCUUCUGCACCGCAGGCCGGCAAAGGCAAAGGGGCCGGCAAGGCACAGCCGACCAACCAGCCCAAGGCCGAGGAUCAGUGGACCACCGUGCAGCGCCGCAAGCCUGAUAAACCCGAGGCCCAGUGGAAGCUCCGAGCUACCGACUGGGAUGCCAAGGUUUACAUGUACCAUGAGGUUGCCGAGGCGCUUCAGAGUUUACCGGGCGGCGGGUCUUUUAAGGCGGUUGUCUUGUGUGAGUCUCAGGACCAGCUCGAUACCAUCGCCGGGCUGCUCAAGCACUCGGGCACCCAACAUGCCGUUCGUUUGGUGGUUGUUGCUGCCAAGGCCUCCGAGGGCGAGCGUUGCCCGGGUGAAGUGGGCUCGCAAAGGGCCUUCCGCCAUGUGCAUUUCAGCAAGAUUUUCACUGCGGGCCUUCAGGUGCCCGGGCCGGCGGUCACCGGGGCUGCCCUUAAGCCUGUUGCCGAAACCCCCACCAUGAUCUUGUAUGUCCGCUUUCAUAAGCAGUUCAUGCUCAAGGCCAAGUGGGAGGAUGCCCUUCGUGCCCCACAGGCCGCCUUUCACUUGUGGGUGGCCACUCACGGCCUUCGGGUGCGGGACUCCUUUGCCUGGUCCAAAGAACGCCAAAACCAGGAAGUCUCUUCGGUGUUUGGGCUCGCGAGGGUCGAUGUUGCUGAUGCACAGGCCAUCGUCGCUUUGAGUGGUCAAGGCCUCUUCGUUGACCCUUCGAAACGGUCGGGGUUCCCUGACUACACCACCGAGUGGAUCGACAAGCUCCCGAAAGAACAGCCCCUGGACUACCUUGCUAGGGCCGGUGCUCUAGGAGCUCAGUUUGGCUUGGUGUGUGGCACUCGCAGCCUGGGGCGCCGUACGGCCCGUGACCCGAGCAAACCGACGGCUCGAACGUGGAUGCUGGAGAACACCCCGCAUUGGUGGACCCCGGCUCAAGCCGAGCGCGCCGUGAGCACUGUGUUCUCCGAGGUUAAGAUGCUCCGGCAAAGGCGCAGCCGCUCGGGAUGCACCUUCUCGUUCAGAGGCUCGCAUACCACUGCCCACGAUAUGGUGGCUUUGCCGCUUGAGGCGGAGAACGGCGCCGAGGGCCAGACGCUUUGGUGCCGAUGGGCGCCGCCGGCACGCACCGUGCAACGCCAGGCGAUUCACACUUCGGGUUCGUGGUCGCUUGUUCGCCCUGCCGAUCCCUUUGCGACGUCGGAGACCACAGCCCAGCCUAAGACCGAUAAGCCCGAGGACCCCCAAGGCACCAAUAGCCCGGCCGAUGUCGAGAUGGCUCCCGCGGGCCAGGCCCAGGCACAGGCACAGGUUAAGCAGCGGGCUCCCGAUGCCUCCGCCCCUCCUGCUAAGAGGCGUCAGGCAGAGCAACGGGCCAUCCCGCCAGGCCUUGUGCUGCAUGAGAUUCCCAAGGAAGGCAAUUGUCUUUUUGAGGCAUUCGCCAAAGGCCUGGCUGCCACCACUGGCAAAGAACAGCUUCACCACCUGUUGGUGCGAGCUGAGUUGAUCCAGCACUUCGUCAAGAACCGCUCGGUCUACGAGGCCCAGUGGGAUAAGGAGCUACCAAACGGAAGCCAAGGCGAGAGCUUUGAAUUGUACAUCGAGGAAAUGGCCAAACCAAAGGUUUGGGGCGGCUUGCUUGAAAUCCGGGCCCUGGCCAGGAUGCACAACGUGCGCAUCACCGUCGUGCCCCGGGCUUUGUCCGAGCAAGUUUUCACUGUGAAGCCGGGACAGAAGCAGAGGCAUGUGGGGCCAGCAGCAGGCACACUGUGUGGACAGAUGGCUCUGAGGCUGCCGGGCCGAGCGCUCGCACCGCUCCGCGCCAGAGUGCCCGUUCUACUUCGUCGGCUGCUCCCUCUAGGCGCCCAUGAUGGUGCCAGCCGGCACGCCGAUGAGGAUGUAGUGGUGCAGGCUCGGGCUGAGGAUCAACUUGAAGCGAUGGUGCAGGAAUGCGCUACCGGCCCAAAGCGCAAGUUUGCUACCACUGACCCGGCUGCAGCCCAGAAGAUCUUGAAAAAUCACUUCGGUUCUCACCACCGUGGCGGCGUUGUCUGCUGGCCGCCCUCGGGUCGCUCGGGACAAGAUCGCUCCGAGCGGGCCCUGGCCACGACCGUCACAAAGUUUAAGGUUGGGGCUUUCCUCCGGGAUCACUCUGUGGACAUUGCUGUCCUUCCGGAAGCCGACAUCACUGCGGCCUCGUGCCUCCCCUUCUGCAAUGCCUGGCGUGCUCGUGGCAUGCACGCGGCCCUUAGCCCUUUGGAGAAUGGCGUGGCCAGGGCCGCCACCCGGCACGUUGCUGUCGUGAUGGACCUCAAGGAUGCCGGUUGCGACGCCACGGCCUCGGGCCAGACGGCCGACAUUGCACAG